AAUCUAUAAAUAUAGAAUGUGAAUGGAAGAAAAAAAGAGGUAUAAAGAAGACGGAGGUGGGAGGGACCGAGAGAGUAUAGCGUCUGUUUCGCACCAACCGAAUAGUCACAUAAAAUUCCGUUUGCCCAAACCUAGAGCUACCUCCGCCGCCGCCGCCGGCAAUCAAGACAGCUGAUGGAUCCUAUGCAGUCAUCGGUGAGAGGCCGCAGGUCUUCGUUGCAUGCUGAUGCUGUCAUAACUAUUGGAGGAGUCCGACCUGCACCACCCCCACAAACAUCCACACAACAUGUAUGUCAAGAUGAGGCAAUGGUCAGCAGCGGGGAUCCCUCUUGGAUGUCUGGUUACAGCACUGAUUCCUGCCGGGGUGGUUAUUACACUUCUGCACUCAACCUGGAGGGUGCAUCAAUUAGAGAACUGAAGCUGAAAUAUCAGAAGCUGAAAUAUCGGAAUAAACCUAACAAUUGUAAUGCGGACGAUCAUGUCAAUGCUGAAAGAUCACCCGGAAGAAAAGCUGAGGAGAAAAAAGUGCUGGCGAGAAAGCAUGAAGAUUGUGAUGAUGACCCUUUCAUUGAAGAAAUUAAAAAGACGAGAGAAGCACAUCAAGAAAUAGAGAGAGAUCGAAAGGCCCGUGAUGAUAAGUUCUAUGAGCUAGAGAAGAUUAAGCUUGACUUGAAGCGAGACCGACUGGAUACAAUGAUAAUGCAAACUGACACGAGCGCAAUGGACAGUGAAGCAAAACAAUACUUUAAGCUGAUGAAAGAAGAGAUUUUGGCUCGUCGAUUCAAGAGUAGGAAAGCAUAGGUGUUUCCAUUUAAUGGAUUUUAGACUGAAGUUGUUUUUCGUUCUUUUUAAUGGAGUUAGUAUUUGGUUUGUAUCUUCAAUAAUGCUAUAAUACUUGUGGAUGCUCUGCAUUAGGGCCAGAAAAAAAGCUCGAGCUGGCUCGGGCUCGUAGCAGUUCGGCUCGAACCGGUUUAACGCUC
This is a messenger RNA of Zea mays, 980 nucleotides long. RefSeq lists its product as uncharacterized. The record is from RefSeq and is a predicted model, not a curated record. Bases 175 to 801 code for a protein of 208 amino acids. Lineage: Eukaryota; Viridiplantae; Streptophyta; Magnoliopsida; Poales; Poaceae. The transcript is spliced from 2 exons.